UGUUUUUUCUCACACGUUGAAGCGCGAUGUGGUUGCCGCGGUGCAUUGUGGGAGCCGCCGAUUGUCGCAUUUCCGCUGCCAUUGUGCGCAAGAGACAGUAAAUAACAGUGAAGCUUCACUCAAAACACGCUUUAAACACGACUUCUGCUGAGGUGAGCGUGUGUCAGAAUGGCCCGUACGAAGCAGACCGCCCGUAAAUCCACCGGAGGAAAAGCUCCUCGUAAGCAGCUGGCGACUAAAGCGGCCCGUAAGAGUGCGCCCUCUACUGGAGGAGUCAAGAAGCCCCAUCGCUACAGGCCCGGGACCGUGGCUCUGCGUGAGAUCCGCCGCUACCAGAAGUCCACCGAGCUGCUGAUCCGCAAGCUUCCCUUCCAGCGUCUGGUGCGUGAGAUCGCUCAGGACUUCAAGACCGACCUGCGCUUCCAGAGCGCCGCCAUCGGAGCCCUGCAGGAGGCCAGCGAGGCGUAUCUGGUGGGUCUGUUUGAGGACACUAACCUGUGUGCCAUCCACGCCAAGCGUGUCACCAUCAUGCCCAAAGACAUCCAGCUGGCACGCCGCAUCCGUGGAGAACGAGCCUGAGCUCCUCUCUCUUUCUCUGUGUGUGUCUCUCUCUCUCUUCAUCUGUGUGUGUUUGUUUGUGUUGGUCACUCUCUCUCUCUCUCUCUCUCUCUGUGUGUGUGUUGGUUUUGUAUUCUCAGACGAGCUCUUGUGUCGUGUCGUCAUGUGAUUUGAAGCACAAGAGUUCAAACCCUCAGGGUGAUUAAUUAAGGACUCCAGGCACUAAUUAACACUUCCUGUUCCUGAAUGAAAGAACUGGAAGUCUAAUCUGAUUUCAGGUGCUAAACUCCUCACUGGUAGAGUCUGAAUCUUCAUCAAACACUUUUUUUUCUUGAAAUAAGUCUUGUUUGUAUAUUGUUUGAGUGCUUUAUAAUGAUGUUAUUAAUUUUCCUGAGAUGCACAGAUUGGCAGGUUGGCAUAUGAUGUCGGUGAUGCAUUCUGGGAUUGUCGUUUUGUUGAAUAUUGUGUUUUUGAGGAGCAGAUGUAGCAACAGACUCUAUUUUAUACCAUUUGAUAUAUCCUUCAUGAGUUAAGUAGACAUUCGCUCAGGUUUUUCUACACCUUUCAUGGUUUGAAUCACAAGAUGAUUAUGUUUGCUUUGUUUUUGUAUGUGUGUAAGUCCUAAAAAGCCAAUCUUUGUACAACAGGAAAAAAGAAUUGGACAAUAAAUUGGUGUUGAACUGUUA
Carassius carassius (crucian carp) is the source of this 1244-nucleotide messenger RNA. RefSeq names its product histone H3.3A. The record is from RefSeq and is a predicted model, not a curated record. Bases 169 to 579 code for a protein of 136 amino acids. The transcript has 4 exons. Gene Ontology annotation, molecular function: protein heterodimerization activity; structural constituent of chromatin; DNA binding. Gene Ontology annotation, cellular component: nucleosome. NCBI's taxonomy places the organism in Eukaryota, Metazoa, Chordata, Actinopteri, Cypriniformes, Cyprinidae.